UGCUUCCUCCCUCUCUCAAAGGUUAGCAGGCACCCAUCAUUUUUAGCCUGGGCAUCCCACCACCACCUCUGCCAGUCUUUUUCAUUUAUCUCCUCCUCUCCCCGCCCUUUCUUCGCUCUUCUUCCUGCCCCUUUAAAUCUGCCUGGCCCAGCCUCCCCCGUGAUGCUGGGAUGGAGCAAACAUUGAUUUGUGCUGGGAUGGAAUCGGAAUUUUGAUUUUUUUUCUCCCCCAACCAUAAGAAGGAAAAAAAAAUAAUAAAAACACCCCCUCUUGAUAGCCCCCUCCCCCUUCCCACCAAGCUCCCAGAGCUUUUCCCUAUCUCCAUCCAAGGCAGAUUUUUCCCCCCCUACAUUAAUUCUCAUCUCCUCUACCCCUACCACUACCCUGCUACCACCCCCCCUCGUCUGCUCUUCGAGCUGGGCAGAGGGGACUCUCCCGCGGCUCUCCCACCUUCGCUCUCUGGUUGGAAUAUCUCUCCGGAAGGGGAGGGGGCUUGGCUUGUCCUGGGUGAAGUGGGAGUGGAGGUAUCCAGCCAUGGAUGCUGUGCCUGGGAGGCAGCCUGAGCCACAGCCCACACGAGAUGCCAGAGAAACCCGGGCAGAGUGGUUCCAACAGUAGCCAGGGAAAGGGGUGGCCUGCAACCCUGUCCAGCUGCCUCUCAGGACCCCCAAGCUGACAUCCAUAAUUGGCAUUCGACACCUAGGGUUUCUGGCCACUCAUGAUGAGGGUCCAGCCCUGCCAGCCAGCGCAGGGGCUCCCCCGCCCCGCCCCAGUCUAACUGCCCCCGCCCCCAGGCCUCGCCCGGCUCCCAGGCCCCCAGCCGGCUCCCCAGCCCCAGGAUGCGCUGAGCAGCCGGGGGGCUGAGGCCACGCCAACUACAUGCAUGUCCCCCGGGGGCAAGUUCGACUUUGACGACGGGGGCUGCUACGUGGGGGGCUGGGAGGCGGGGCGAGCACAUGGCUACGGCGUGUGCACGGGGCCCGGCGCCCAAGGCGAGUACAGUGGCUGCUGGGCACACGGCUUCGAGUCACUGGGCGUCUUCACGGGGCCCGGCGGACACAGCUACCAGGGCCAUUGGCAGCAGGGCAAGCGCGAAGGGCUGGGCGUGGAGCGCAAGAGCCGCUGGACGUACCGCGGCGAGUGGCUGGGCGGGCUGAAGGGGCGCAGCGGCGUGUGGGAGAGCGUGUCCGGCCUGCGCUACGCAGGUCUCUGGAAGGACGGCUUCCAGGACGGCUACGGCACCGAGACCUACUCCGAUGGAGGCACCUACCAGGGCCAGUGGCAGGCCGGGAAGCGCCAUGGCUACGGGGUGCGCCAGAGUGUGCCCUACCAUCAGGCGGCGCUGCUGCGCUCGCCCCGUCGCACAUCCCUAGACUCGGGCCACAGCGACCCCCCGACGCCACCUCCGCCCUUGCCCUUGCCGGGCGACGAGGGAGGAAGCCCGGCCUCGGGCUCUCGGGGCGGCUUUGUACUGGCCGGGCCUGGAGACACCGACGGCGCGGCCUCCCGCAAGCGCACGCCCGCUGCCGGAGGGUUCUUCCGCCGCUCAUUGCUACUCAGCGGCCUCAGGGCGGGCGGGCGUCGCAGCUCCUUGGGCAGCAAGCGGGGCUCCCUGCGCAGCGAGGUGAGCAGCGAAGUGGGCAGCACAGGACCCCCGGGCUCCGAGGCCAGUGGGCCCCCGGUGCCUGCACCACCUGCCCUUAUCGAGGGCUCAGCCACUGAGGUGUACGCGGGCGAAUGGCGCGCAGACCGGCGCAGUGGCUAUGGCGUGAGCCAGCGCUCCAACGGGCUGCGAUAUGAAGGCGAGUGGCUGGGUAACCGUCGGCACGGCUAUGGGCGCACCACCCGCCCUGACGGCUCCCGGGAGGAGGGCAAGUACAAGCGCAACAGGCUGGUGCAUGGGGGGCGUGUCCGCAGCCUCCUGCCACUAGCCCUUCGGAGGGGCAAAGUUAAAGAGAAGGUGGACAGGGCCGUCGAGGGUGCCCGUCGAGCCGUGAGCGCUGCCCGCCAGCGCCAGGAGAUCGCAGCUGCCAGGGCAGCAGACGCCCUCCUUAAGGCAGUGGCUGCCAGCAGCGUCGCUGAGAAGGCUGUGGAGGCAGCUCGAAUGGCGAAACUGAUAGCCCAGGAUCUGCAACCCAUGUUAGAAGCCCCAGGCCGCAGACCCAGGCAGGAUUCAGAAGGUUCCGACACAGAGCCUUUGGAUGAGGACAGUCCUGGGGUAUAUGAAAAUGGACUGACCCCUUCAGAGGGCUCCCCUGAACUGCCCAGCAGUCCUGCCUCCUCUCAUCAACCCUGGCGACCCCCUGCCUGCCGGAACCCACUGCCUCCUGGAGGAGACCGAGGUCUCUUAUCCAGCCCCAAAGCUUGGCCGGAGGAAUGGGGGGGGCCAGGUGAGCAGGCAGAGGAACUAGCUGGCUAUGAGGCUGAGGAUGAGGCUGGGAUGCAAGGCCCUGGGCCCAGAAGUGGCUCCCCACUCCUCGGAGGCUGCAGUGACAGUUCAGGAAGUCUUCAAGAGGAGGAAGGGGAAGAUGAAGAGCCUUCUUCACCCCAGCUGAGGGUCCCAGGAGGCUUGGAGCCUGGGCCCACAGCCGCUCCAGUCUUGAGGGGCACGUCCUCCAGGAGUCCUGAUGCUGGGUGCCUGAUGGAAGAGCUCGAGGAGCCUGCUGCGACCGAGCGCCCUGCUCAGCCGGGAGCUGCCAACCUCCUGGUGGUGGGAGCCGUGGCCCUCUUGGACCUCAGUCUGGCAUUCCUGUUCUCCCAGCUCCUCACCUGAGGCUACCUCCUAGCCUAGUCCUGGCUUUGGUUGCUGCCUCUUCACCCCCCUGAACCUGCCUUUUUCUCUUUUCUUCCUCCUGGUUGUUUUUGUGGGUUGUUGAUUUUUUCUAUUUUCCCUUUUCUCUCUUCGUUUUUUCUUUGUCCCUCUCUCGUUUCAGAUUAUCUCAUUUCUUCUAGCUCUGUCUCUGUCUUCCUCAUUUCCUUCCCUAUCCCAAUCCUUUCUCUUUCUCUAGAUUGUUUACAUAUGAAGGGCUUUUCUCUCUCAGAGUUGCUUUCUUCUCUGAGACAAACAAAUCAAGUCAGACCAUUGCCCCAUCUCCUCACCUUUUUUUAGACCUAAACUUCACUGAGGGUAGGGGUUUGGUAUCUUAAGGAGUCUCCUGGAAACUGAAUGGAAAGGCAAAAGAAAAUGGAGAAAGGGGUGACUGGAUACUGGGCAAGGUACUGGCUAAGCUGCUGUGGCCUCCUGAUCCAAAAGGCCAGGUGUUUCUCUGAGGCCUAGUGAAACCGGAAGAGGUUGGCCUCUGCCUCUUGGAGGAUCUUAUCUUAACCUCCAGGCACUGAGCUGAAUUCUUGCCUAACUCAAUCCUUCCCUGAGGGAGAUAAGGGAAGUGAAAAGGAGCACGACUCCAUCUUUUUUUUUCCCUCAGUAGCCAGCACCUCCUCCAAUUCCCUGUGGUGGCAUGCCAAGAGCAAGUAUAAAGGAACAAACAGUAUCCAGUGCAACCAAGUUUACCCUGUGCUUAGCUUUGCCACUGACCUCUCUCACCCUUCCGUCUCUCCCCUAAAAGUUUGGUUGGUCUGGACUCACUUGUGGCCUUUGAUUAAAUUUCUAAGGGACUCAAAAAAAGCAUUUCUACUGCAAAGGGAUAGAGGCACUUGAGCAAGGCCUUUCUCCCCAACUCUGCCAGCUGUGGUUGGGGCAGGCGCUUCUGGGAGACGGAACCGGAUACAGGAACUCACAGAGCAGGAUGGGUUGUGACAAGUUUAAUCAUCUCAAAAUAGAUUAUCUUUCUUCCCCCAUCACAUCAGAAUCUUGUGAAACGGGAAGACAACAGAAGGAGGGGAUCAAAAGAAGUGGACCCCCUCACACUUUCCAGGCAGGGCAGACCUAAGAGUCAAAUCUGAGAGGCCGGUGGAGAGCCCUGUUUGAAGUUGUACCUAGUCCCUGGUACCAGCUAUUCCCCUGGAGGCAGGAAGCCCUAAAAAGAAGGGACUGUAGGGCCCUCCUUAAGGGACUCGUUCCUCCUUCCCCUGCAUGAAGCAGAGGUAAGCCACCUGUUAAUCCCCUCCCUCAAGGAAUGGCCUUGCCUGGGAAUGCCCACCACAUACAUCCUCUUCUUUUUUCUAGUCAAACUCUGUUUAUUCCUUGGCCUGCCUCCCUCUUUCCUCCCCUCUCAAACUACUUCUGAUUUCUGUUUCAUGGAAUUUGGGAUUGAAGUUAAACUACAACAGUGCCGCCAACACAAAGUCUUGCAGGAAAAAAAAUUACAAAGAAAUUUAACAAAAAAAAAAUAUAUUAAUAAAAAAGUUCAAAAAA
Elephantulus edwardii (Cape elephant shrew) is the source of this 4315-nucleotide messenger RNA. RefSeq names its product junctophilin 4 (gene JPH4). Lineage: Eukaryota; Metazoa; Chordata; Mammalia; Macroscelidea; Macroscelididae. The coding region runs from base 884 to 2773 and encodes 629 amino acids. The transcript is spliced from 7 exons. Gene Ontology annotation, biological process: regulation of synaptic plasticity. Gene Ontology annotation, cellular component: junctional membrane complex; endoplasmic reticulum membrane; plasma membrane. The record is from RefSeq and is a predicted model, not a curated record.